Molecule: messenger RNA, 3583 nt
Organism: Pseudophryne corroboree (corroboree frog)
Lineage: Eukaryota; Metazoa; Chordata; Amphibia; Anura; Myobatrachidae
Product: calcium-binding protein 39
Exons: 10
Coding region: 535-1560 (341 amino acids)
Biological process (GO): intracellular signal transduction
Molecular function (GO): protein serine/threonine kinase activator activity
Source: RefSeq, a predicted model, not a curated record
ACCCACUACUGUCAUAGAGUCCAAUCUAAGCCAGUCCUCCGGCUCGUUUCUCACGGAUGUCGCCGCCAAAGUGACGUCAUGGUAGAGGCGCCGGAAGCGGUAGUCUUAGCACCAUAGAGACGGGAGGAGCCGCCCGGAGUGACCCGAGAGAAGAGAGACCCCCGGAGUGGCCCUUCAGCAGAGACACCCGGGAGCGAAAGGACACUGGAGGGGCGCCCCAGCCGCGCUACGGGAUCCCAGACACCCCGGAAGUAGCUAUAGAGAUUGUCCUGUAACCGACCGGAGAAGAAAGGACCCUUGUACAGCCGUAUAGUGAGCCCCAAGCUGAGUGACCCCCAACCAGGGAGACCCCGCAAACUGACACCACAGAGCCCGGCAGAGGGCGUGCCCCUGUGUCUGGAGCUCAAUAGGUCACUUAUUUUCAACACCCUUAUUUUGAGAUUUGCCGAGACUGGCUGCCCACUCAAAAAUUGGGAGACAUUAAGUAUCCCUACAGGAGGUGCAGGAUUGUAAAGCAGUGUUAUCCUAGCAAACAUGCCAUUUCCCUUUGGGAAGUCCCACAAGUCUCCUGCAGACAUAGUGAAGAAUCUGAAGGAAAGUAUAGCAGUACUGGAGAAACAGGACAUAUCGGACAAGAAAGCAGAGAAGGCAACUGAAGAAGUGUCUAAAAACCUGGUGGCCAUGAAGGAGAUCCUGUAUGGAACAAACGAGAAGGAACCUCAGACGGAAGCUGUAGCCCAGCUAGCUCAGGAAUUGUACAACAGUGGCCUCCUGGGGACUCUUGUGGCUGAUCUGCAGCUCAUAGACUUUGAGGGAAAGAAAGACGUGGCUCAGAUCUUCAACAAUAUUUUACGAAGGCAGAUUGGAACACGAACCCCAACAGUGGAGUAUAUAUGCACCCAGCAGAAUAUUCUCUUCAUGCUAUUGAAAGGGUAUGAGUCCCCAGAAAUCGCUUUGAACUGUGGGAUCAUGCUGCGAGAAUGUAUCAGGCACGAGCCACUUGCCAAGAUUAUUUUGUGGUCCGAGCAGUUUUAUGACUUCUUCCGAUAUGUGGAGAUGUCAACGUUCGAUAUUGCAUCAGAUGCCUUUGCUACAUUUAAGGACCUGUUGACUAGACACAAGCUCCUAAGUGCUGAAUUUCUUGAGCAGCAUUAUGACCGGUUCUUUAGUGAAUACGAGAAGUUGCUGCAUUCCGAAAACUAUGUUACAAAGAGACAGUCAUUGAAGCUACUUGGCGAACUUUUGUUGGACCGACACAACUUUACCAUCAUGACAAAGUAUAUCAGUAAACCCGAGAACCUCAAGCUGAUGAUGAAUCUGCUGCGAGAUAAGAGCCGCAACAUUCAAUUUGAAGCUUUCCAUGUAUUUAAGGUAUUUGUAGCCAACCCGAACAAAACGCAGCCUGUACUGGAUAUCCUUCUCAAGAACCAGAGCAAACUCAUUGAAUUCCUCAGCAAGUUCCAGAAUGACCGCACUGAGGACGAGCAAUUUAACGAUGAGAAAACCUACCUAGUGAAACAGAUUCGGGACCUGAAGAGACCCGCACAGCAAGAGGCCUGAAGUGGAAGGGGGGAGGGGGAGGAAGGAGCCCAAACCCAGCAUUUGCUGCGAGAGUAUUCAGCAUCCCGUGGACUUUGCAAGCAACGUGCUCACUUCUACCCCGAACAGUUUCACCUUAUUCCAUUGCAUUUGAAUUUUUAGUCUGAGUGUAACAGAUUCCCUGAAUGGAAGAACCUGGGUGCUGCUCUAUCAUUUUGCAGCUCAGAGGCUAAAAGAUAAAAUGCAUAACUACCUUAUGUUCUUUCUUUUCUCCCUUGCACCUUUAUAGAGAUGGAUUUGUCUCCCCCUUCUUUCCUCCAUGUUGCAUCAACACGGGAUUGAGACUCGCUCAUUAUCACAGUGUCAGGGCAGAAAAGUUAAUCGAAACAGAAGAAAGGUCUUAAAAAUCUCGAGCGAGUGUAUAGUUACUAAUCUGGGUUUUGGAUAAGAUGGCAUAUAUGUAGUUAAUAUUUUCUCUCCUUUUUUUAUUUUUAAUUAUUUUUUAUUUUUUGUUAUUGCAUCGCAACGCAUUGCAUGCUUGCAGGGAAAACAAAAUUGUCAACAGGAAAAUCUGGUACCCAUCAGCAUAUUUGCACAUAAACUUGUUGGAAAAAAAAAAAAAUUGAGCACAAAAUUUGAUCUGUGCAUAGCCUGGUACCUUAGUUUUAAAACAACAAUAUGCCUUGAUUUCAAACCGAAACAACCAAUAAAAUGCAACAGUGCAGUGCUUUUAUGUGUAAUGCUGGGGAACGGUGUGGAUUGCUCCGUAGGGGAUUGAGAGGAAUGGAUGGUUGGGUAUGCAGUCAAUGUGUAUUUUAAAAGUAUGGCUUGGGAUGAGCUUACUGCAGAGGGCUUUAUAUGUAAAGAUGAGUGUACAUUCAUUAUAUAUGCCUUUCAGUUGCUUUUUUUAUUGCUUUCCUCGGCAGAGUGUUUAGUUUAGUAGACGUAUAAGGAGGUUUAGAGGACUAGCAGCAUCUUAUGUCCUUGGCUCGAUGCAUUUAUCAGAUCGUAACCAGUGCUAUGUACUAAUGACUUGGUGCAGAACGCAUGAUUGAAACACUGUUCUAAAUAUCUUUUAUUGUGUGCCUGUUUUGGAACAUACCAUAUCAAAACACAUGCUACAAUCCCAAUUUGUACAUAACCUAGGGGGGAUUUAGACUGGAAGUCACCAGUUGUGGUUUGGUGUUGCUCACUGAUGUGAAGCUUAGUGUGGCCAUGCUCGGACAGGCUUGGUUUGUCACACUUUCACGUUUGAACAUAACAUGCUGCUUUAACAUGGGCUUUGCUUCUCUAACACUCAGUUCUGAGAGAUCCUCAGGCAGCUGGCUGGAAGGCCAUGUGUGACUUAUUGAUUCACCUUGAGCACACAAACUCAGUAUGGCACACAUCCCUCUUUCACUAUAGGACACACUGCAACUAGGAGUGUGUAGUUGGCCCUGCAUGACUGCCAAUGUCUGGUCUGCCAAAGCUGUGCACAUAGUGUUGGAGAGUUUGUGCAUUUAUGAGAAGUCACUUGGUCUUGAGUGGUUUAAUGUGGCCAUAGGUUUGCAGAUGUAGGUUAUGGUGGACGUGUGCCAUGGGGAAUGAUGCAUGGGUAUGGGUGUCUACAGCAAAGAGUUUUAAUGCAGAGUGUCUGGGUGUGGAGUGCAGCCGAGUAUUCUAAUAUUCCUGUCUAUCUCCUAAGCUUGCAAUACGUGUUAUUGUAAUCAAAGUAUUAAGCCACCUGGACAAAGAACACGCCAAGUUCUAGAACCGCUUUAAAUAGGAGACUUGACAAAACAUCAGUUGUUCCUGCAUAAAAUGAGGAAUUCGAUGCCAGGUGCAUGUAGCUGGGACUGUGCACACCAAGUAAUCACUGUCGCUGUGAUUGUCUUGAUGCCCCCCCCUCCCCCAGAUCUCCUCUGGAGAAUGCUGAAACCAAAGCCUCAGGUAAAGGGGAAACGCUGCACUUCAUGCAGAUUUGCUUUGGGUUUCUUUGGAUUCUCUGUGUACAUACGUUUUUGGCCUCUUAUUCAUAAAGAAAAUAAAUAAACUGUACAGCAAA